CAUCGGCAGCAUGACUACAUCAUGAUUUUGAGAAUCAUGUACAGUACAAGUCUGAAGGAGGGCAUAUUCAUUGAACCUGCGCCUGGCGGCUAGCAUACAAGUUUUGACUUUGGUUUCUCUCCCAAGUUCUUACAAGAAGGGCAGCUUUGUCGGUAUAAAAAUGAGGAGCGCCCAACGGAGGAGGAAGAGAUCGAGAGAAAGAAAGGAACCAAAGAAGAGAGGAAGGGAAGAUGAGCAACGCAGCUAGCGCAACCCCCCUCCUCGCCCCCUACAAGAUGGGGAAAUUUGAUCUUUCCCACAGGGUGGUUCUUGCGCCGCUCACAAGGGAGCGGUCGUUCGGAAACGUUCCUCAGCCGCAUGCCGUACUGUAUUAUCAGCAGAGAGCAACCAAAGGAGGCCUUCUGAUUGCUGAGGCCACUGGAGUUUCAGACACUGCUCAGGGGUACAAGGACACUCCUGGCAUCUGGACCAAGAAGCAGGUAGAAGCAUGGAAGCCGAUCGUCGAUGGGGUUCAUGCCAAAGGAGGAAUAUUUUUCUGUCAGAUUUGGCAUGUAGGAAGAGUCUCCAAUCAUGCUUUUCAGCCUAAUGGGCAGGCUCCAAUUUCAAGCACCGAUAAGCCAAUCAAACCUGCAACGAGAGCCGAUGGCAUAGGAUUGGCCAAAGUCUCAACCCCUAGGCGACUAGAGACUGAUGAAAUCCCGUUGGUCAUCGAUGAUUUCAGGGUCGCUGCUAGAAAUGCAAUUGAAGCCGGAUUUGAUGGCGUCGAAAUCCACGGGGCUCAUGGUUAUUUGAUCGACCAGUUCUUGAAGGACCAAGUCAAUGAUCGCACCGACAAAUACGGUGGGAGCUUAGAGAACCGUUGCCGCUUUGCGCUAGAAGUAGUCCAAGCCGUAGCUGAUGAAAUUGGAGCCGAUAAGGUUGGCAUAAGGCUUUCACCCUUUGCAAGUUACUCCGAGGCAUCAGACUCAAACCCGGAAGCUCUGGGCCUAUACAUGGCACAGGCGCUGAACAAGCUUGGAAUCCUCUACUGCCACAUGGUGGAACCACGGAUGGUGAAUAUUGGGGAAAAGCUUGAAACCCCGCACAGCCUUCGCCCCAUGAGGGAUGCUUUCAAGGGAACAUUCAUCGUGGCUGGUGGAUAUGGUAGGGAUGAUGGAGAUAAAGCGAUCGCCGAUGGCUAUGCUGAUUUGGUUGCAUAUGGGCGCUUGUUUUUAUCCAACCCGGACUUGCCCCGGAGGUUUGAAAUGGAUGGUCCUCUCAACAAGUACAAUAGAGAUACUUUCUACCUCUCUGAUCCAGUUAUUGGAUACACUGACUACCCGUUUCUACCGUCCGAUGUAUGAACGGGCCUUUCAGGAAUGAAUACCUCCUUCCUGUCAUCAGAUCAUUUACCUUACGUAUCACAACUAUGUUGAAGGAAUAAGGUCAUUGAUUUCUUC
Messenger RNA from Aegilops tauschii subsp. strangulata, 1439 nucleotides. Its product is annotated as putative 12-oxophytodienoate reductase 11. The record is from RefSeq and is a predicted model, not a curated record. Lineage: Eukaryota; Viridiplantae; Streptophyta; Magnoliopsida; Poales; Poaceae. Gene Ontology annotation, molecular function: oxidoreductase activity; FMN binding.